Molecule: messenger RNA, 2487 nt
Organism: Sycon ciliatum
Lineage: Eukaryota; Metazoa; Porifera; Calcarea; Leucosolenida; Sycettidae
Product: E3 ubiquitin-protein ligase RNF19B-like
Exons: 5
Coding region: 258-1724 (488 amino acids)
Biological process (GO): ubiquitin-dependent protein catabolic process; positive regulation of proteasomal ubiquitin-dependent protein catabolic process; protein polyubiquitination
Cellular component (GO): ubiquitin ligase complex; cytoplasm
Molecular function (GO): zinc ion binding; ubiquitin conjugating enzyme binding; ubiquitin protein ligase activity
Source: RefSeq, a predicted model, not a curated record
UUGACUGAGCUUGCAGCUCAAGGCUGGCGUAGCGGCCGCAGCGGGAGGUUUGUUUACUCCAUAGUCUAUACCAGUCGGUAAUAAAUAAUAAAAGGUAAUAACCAUCUCUCGGAGACCAGUCAUUAGUUUUGGUAGCAGCAGCGGGAUUAUUUUUCCAUCUCCGUGGUGGCCUUGAGACUGCUGAAGAAUAUCAAGUUAUUCUGAGAGAAAGUCCUUGACGUUUUCAUAGCCAGAAUAUAGGCCGAUAAUUUCUAGCCAUGCCUCGGUGUGCACAGAGUGGUGGCGCAGGGGCCGAGGGGGUCACAGCUUCGAAGCCGAACGCGCAGGGUGGUCGGCGAAGGUUGCGUGACAUUUUUCGUCGGGGCCGCAAGCAACAAGCUGCCAGCACACUCGAUGAGACAGUGACGACCAAUGAAGACCCUCUUAUAAGCAGCAGCAGCAACAGCAGCACGACACUGGAGCAGGAUUCGCUAGUGGACAGCAGAGACAAUCAAAAGGCGUAUUGUGAUGAUGAGGUGGACAACAAUGGAGCCACUCCUCCGGCUACCGAACGCUCGUGUCCCGUUUGCUGUGCGGUGUUGGCGGCUGAUGACUUCCCGGCCAUGACACUCGCAUGCACACACAGUACGUGUCGCUCGUGUCUUGAGACGUAUUUCAAGCAGGAGAUUAUGGAGUCUAGAACAGGAUUGAAAUGUCCGCAGUGUGAAAACGAGUACGAAGCUCAUGACAUCACCAGAAUCCUGUCACAAAGUGAGAAUCCAGUGCUGGUGGACAGAUACCUUGAGUUUACGCUACGUCGUUCACUGGCGAGUAUGCCUGACAUUCGCUGGUGUCCCGCACCCGAUUGUGGCUAUGGUGUGAUCGCUAACAACUGUGCAAGCUGUCCAAAGUUAACGUGCAAGCGACCAGAGUGCGGGAAAACAUUCUGCUACUUAUGUGAAACGGAAUGGCAUCCGUGCGAGACAUGCAUUGAGGCGUUCACACGGCGUCUCAGCGAGAGCAUGGAGACUGCGAUCGCCGCCGAGAAUGCCGGAAGGAACACACGUUCGGCCACAUCAGGAGCAGCUGCAACAUCAUCCCUGUGGAAGAGGAGAGGCUGGACGUCGCAAGGGAAGCAUCAGCAUGCCGAUGAAGGGGUGCUGUUGGUGAAGCUAUGCCCUAGUUGUCGCACAAAGAUCUGCCUCGCUGUCGGCUCAUGCAAUGAACUGCGGUGUCCUCAAUGUUUACACCCAUUCUGCUGGCUAUGUCUACAGUCACUUGCGGAUGAUCUGCAUUUCUUUAGUGCCUCAGGAUGCACGUACUUUGGAUCGCGUACCUGGAGUCGACCGAGCACGGUAGCUGCACAGCUGCUGACAGUUGCCGGUGCACCUCUCGUCCUGGCCGCUGUGACCGUUGCCAUACCACCACUUACGCUCAUCUACUUUCCCGCCAUCCUAGUGUAUUUUGUAUCUACAUCAGGUGACAAGUCACCAGCGCGCAAGCGCCUGACCAUCGUAUGGUCUGCAGUGGCUGGUCUUCUCCUCUCUCCCAUUGUGGCUGCACUUUGCAUAGUACUUGCUAUACCGCUUGGCCUUGUGUACGCCUACGGGUACAUACCAUACAAGAUGUUCAAACGCCGGAAACCGUCACCGCAUUGCUUCGGCAUCGAUGUCGAUGACGCUGAGUUGUGUCUGUACACGACGGACGACCCGGAAAGCGAUGCCAGGAUGCUGUUCCCCCCAUGAUGUGCCGGAAACGCACUCCGGGAUGCCCCCAAAGUUGAUGACCCUGCCGACAGGAGCACCCGCCUGAAUAAGAGGAGCGAGUUAAUCUCCAAAUGCCGUCAUGCCAACAAGUUUAAACUCAGUAGGGUAACAUGAUGAACGACAAAUACAUGAGCCACGCCAGGCUGGGGGUGGCUGUUUUGCCCGUCAAGGGUCGGGGAAGUGGCGGUCGGGGCUGGGUUCCGUGGGGCGCGGGAAUGGUGAGCACUCCCGAGGGCUCAUGGCUCACGCACUUUGGCAGGUCUUAGCUUCUGCCGCCGGUUUUCCUAUGCCUUGGCGGGUAUGGUAGUUACCCCUUGGCCUGGCGUGAGUGUUUCCCACUACACACAAUCCCCAUCACCAUUUUUACCACCCUAGGUCACAAUGUCAUGUGUCACAAUGCAGCACAAAUCUGUACUGAUGUGUUGCCAGAGAAUCGCGCUGUUCCUCUACCCAGGCUAUGCUCUAUACUCUCGACAUCUUUUUCCUCUUAUAAUCACGCUGAUUUUGUCACCCCUUUUCCUCCCGCUAUUGAAAUGUUGUACCUCCAUCACCUCUGCCCUCUUCUCUCAAGACCCUCCGUAUAUAUUCUAGUGAUUGUUAGUCUUGGUCAUAAUGCUCAGCUGUGUGAUGAGUGUUCUCACACAUACCGGUAGCUCCGAGUAACAGCGGAAAGAGACUUGUUUGCUUCAUUGCUGUGUAUUAUUUGUAUCUAUCCAUCUACAAGUAUCUCUCUCUCUCUCUC